Owenia fusiformis is the source of this 1870-nucleotide messenger RNA. The record is from the annotation of a GenBank genome assembly. Lineage: Eukaryota; Metazoa; Annelida; Polychaeta; Sabellida; Oweniidae.
UAUCAGUCUUAGCUAAUAGUAGUCAAAGACAGAUUGAAGAGGAAACUAAUAAAAUGGGCCUGAAAACAGCUCCAAAGUUAUGUUUCCUUGCCAUUGGAGCAAUCGCAUUGGUGAUUACUGCAACUGUUUAUAUUUACAAAUAUUCAUCCUAUCGAAAAUCUGGCCAAAAAAGUGAGAGGAAGAUAUCGAUGUUUUACCAACCCCUUACGAAAAGACCAGAUGGCAUAAUACACGUCAUUCAAAAGGCGAUGGAAAUUUCCAGCACCAGAGGGAUUGUGGCAGUGACAGUCGUGAACGAUGCAUACAUCCCGUUGACUUAUAGUUGGCUUUGCAACACAGCUAAAAUGUCGGUUCAUGAUAAGGUCCUCAUCAUAGCAACCGAUGUCGCUGCAUGGAAGAAACUUCAGAGUAGGUGGCCGACUGUUGAAUCCGUUCUUAUACACUUUGAUGAUGAACUGAACGCAAAACUGACUUAUAACGAAGUGAGGUACUUAAGGUACAUGCUAAAGAGGACAGAGUUAUUGCUCCAACUCAUCAACAGCGAUGUCGAAUUUCUUUUAUUUGAGGUAGACGCUGUUUGGUUUUCGUCUCCUUUUCCGUUGCUGAAAAGUCUUCCCCAGUACGACCUCAUAGCUGCUCAAAUCGCAACAACGGAUCACUUUGUUGCGGGUAAUUUUCUCAAUAUGCGUCCUUCUGGUGCCAUGAGAGCGUUGUACACGACUGUUACGCGUAAGCUUAAAGCAGUACUUGACGAUGUACGGAUCCUCCCUGGUUAUUCUAAGCUAAUUACCAACAAAGAAGUGAAUGACCAGACACUUCUUACAGCUGAAUUGGAGUCAACAAAAAAUAGUAGUUUUCAGUUCAAAUUAUUGGAAUUGACUGACGUAGCGGACGGAAAAUGGUACGACGAAGACCACAAAAGAGACGUUAAGCCGCCAUUGAUCAUAAAUAACAACUGGAUCAUUGGAAUUUCGGCAAAAAUUGAAAGAGCCAAGAAGUUCGGGCAUUGGUUCACGUUCAAUAAUAAUACGUGUAACUGGAAGAGAGUUACUGCAAUCGGACAGCAUUAAACUCUGGGAUCAUUUCAGCACACAGAAUUAAUAAUAAUCGGGUGGUUAUUUCGACAACUAUAACCAUGGUUAGUAAACGGUGCAAUUAUCCUAUUCUAAUAAAGACUUCGAAGAUCCCAAAAUUACUAUCACAGUUCCUUAAAAGAUUGCUAUCAAUAACAGAAAGUAAAACUAAACCAAAACUGAUGGUAAUGCAGCAAAAGUUAAAUCAUUAAAUAUUGUAAAUGACAGAAAAUGCCCUUUCAGUAUACAUUGUUAUGUGAUACAAGGUGGUACGCAAGCGUGUUUAUUGUUGGGUCAUCCCUGAAUUCUGGAAUUUUCCCUCCUCUUGAAUGAAGACGAACAAAUAAGCGGUCGUUAUAUGAUCACAAGAAAUAAAAUAUCAUUUAAAUUCCAUGUUACGUAUAUCCAAAAUUGAAUUUUUAGAGCAACUUUAUGACAUGCUUCAUUUAUAUUCAAAAUUGAAUUUCUAGAGCAAUUUUGUGAUAUGAUUUCGAUCAUAUAUUCAAAAUUGAAUUUCUAGAGCUAUUGUAAGAUAUGAUAAUGAUAUAUUCAAAAUUGAAUAUCUAGAGCUAUUUUUAAGAUAUGAUGUUGCCCCUUAUCAUAACGUUACCUCCUCGGACCAGUGUUGUCAAUGCUGCUUGCGAUUAGCCACUCCAUCCUUUCCAAUUUUCUUAAAAGGAUAGGUAUCGAUAUGGUGAAUUGAAUUCAACAAUGUUUUUCUCUUAAACCAAUUAUUGAAAACAUUUUGUAAAAAUCACAGUCCUUUAUGUAAUGUUUACUGAUUGACAACAAUUUAA